UCUACAAACCUCUCGGUACGGAAUCAUCAUAGGAUUCGAAAUCUUACUGUAUCAUUCGUUCCUCUUUGAUGCUGCCUACAUAUCGGGUCUCGGGGUGGAAGAAACCAUGGAGGGCGACGCUGGGCUUCAAUUCGCCAAAGUUGACGAAACUGGAAUUCCUUCUACCUUGAACCUGGAUGCAUUGUCCCGAUGGAGGGGUCGGAGAAUGUUGGUGUUAUGCUGGCAUGUACUGCUACUUCCAGCCUGGGAAUCCAAAUAGGCGGGGACAUGGGUCCUCGUCUGCUGGGCAAGGCGCAUGGCGCAUGGCGCGGGCAAGUAUUCAACAGGUUGCCCGAUGCCGCCAACACCUGCGAAAAUGGCAGCGGGACAGCGUCGACCCCCGUCAGAAAUCCCAAUGAUCAACAGGGUCGACGGGGCCAUUCUUGCUACUUUUUUACAAAUAUUGUGUCAACAAGGUGGGAAACAGUUCAACAGCCCAUAAAAACUACCCCAACUAUUCCGAUUAGCCUGCCGGGCCUAUUUUUUUGCAAAGCAACAACGAAGCCGAUCGGCCCAAAGAGAAAGAAAGGAAACCAUCCAUCGUUCCUGGCGCGGGUCCUGCGUCUCCUCGUCGGUGCAUUCCCUUUACCCCCCCAAUUCAAUCCCGCCCGUAGUCGCAACCUCGAGAAAAAAAGCUCGACUCGGACUCCAUCUUCAACAUCCACCUUCACCACUCAUUCCCCUCAAUCAAGACCUCACCAGCAACCAACAAUUGCUUCCUCUAAUUCCUGUGGAAAUCUGGAAGCCCGGGAGGAACUGAAGGUCAACAGGUACGUGGAAGCCAAUGUCAGAUUUAGCCUUCCUACGGGCUUUGCGGCCUUCACGUCAGCGCUCUGUCGUCCGAUAUGCUCUUUGCAGGAUUUCCCCCCCGGUUCUGUGACCAGCUCGGAGGUUCAGCUUGGCCUGCAAAGCCUCUUCUGUGUAUCCUCACUUCCUGCACUCGGGGUUCGCAAGGCAGGCACUGCUGAAAAUCGGAAAGACCCCAUCCUCGACGAGUGUGUCGGUGUUCAGGCGACUCAAUUCCGCCGUCAUUUGCCCUCAUUGAUUGGGAGCUUCUGAAUAGCUUCAUUUUUACCCUAACCCUUUCGUCCUAUCUCCCAAGUCCCAAGCUAACGGCUGCCCGCAACAGAAACAGCAUCCCAUCACAUUCAUCGAGCAACUGAGGACUUCAUUUCAGCACGAUGGCUACUCCUAACGGUGUUGACGGUGCAAAGGCAGCCGGUGGCCUUUCUGCCAAUGACAACAUCACCCGCUUCGCCGCCCCCAGCCGACCAUUGAGUCCUCUUCCUGAACACGCUCUUUUCAACG
Molecule: messenger RNA, 1347 nt
Organism: Pseudomassariella vexata
Lineage: Eukaryota; Fungi; Ascomycota; Sordariomycetes; Amphisphaeriales; Pseudomassariaceae
Exons: 1
Coding region: 190-1098 (302 amino acids)
Source: RefSeq, a predicted model, not a curated record